This is a messenger RNA of Sesamum indicum (sesame), 2020 nucleotides long. Its product is annotated as MBOAT (membrane bound O-acyl transferase) family protein. NCBI's taxonomy places the organism in Eukaryota, Viridiplantae, Streptophyta, Magnoliopsida, Lamiales, Pedaliaceae. The record is from RefSeq and is a predicted model, not a curated record. Gene Ontology annotation, molecular function: acyltransferase activity. Gene Ontology annotation, cellular component: endoplasmic reticulum.
AAACCACUGAAGGCCGGUUUGGGGAUCCCCAAACCCAUUUCAAUAAAACAGAAAAGUCAUACAAUGUUCAAUGAUAAUUACAAGUCCAAAACCAAGUGUUGGCGGCGGCGGCACUGAAUCGAAUUUGCAGUUUAGUGAUCGCUCCCCUGCUCCAAUGCAGCAUUGUUUGAGGGAAUAAACCAAAAAAUCAGUAAUGAAGAGCAGUAAUUUUUGGCGGCAGAAAGAGCUCCUCUUUCUCGUUCUAUACGCCGUGGUUUUCUAUAUCAUUGUCAUUCGUCGCUCUCUUCACCUCUCCCAUGAUCAUUAUGCCAAGCUCUACGGUUUACGCCCUGGCUGGAUUGCCGCUCGACUUAAUGAUAUCUCUGAUGCCCAAUGGAGAAAUUUCAGGUCGAAUUUACCAAUUCUCACAGUGGUUUUCGGGAUUUUUACAUUGGUUGCCAAUGUGCUCAGGACCUCUUUAUCUUUGAAAGCGCAUGGGAUGUCUAUUGUCUGGCUUCUGAUUUCUUUGACUUAUCUAUUAUAUCUACAUGGAGCCUGCCUCAUAUUUGUCCUCACUAUUGCUUCAGCUAAUUUUUCUCUAGUAAAGAUAUUUGGAAGGACAAAAUACUUCUCACUUCUGCUCUGGAUUUUUAACCUCUCAUUUCUUGUAUGUAAUCGUAUUUAUGAGGGAUACCGAUUCUCCAGUUUUGGGGAACGCUGGGCUUAUUUGGAUAACUUUCGGGGUACCUUCAGAUGGCAUAUCUGCUUUAAUUUUGUUGUUUUGCGUAUGAUAAGCUUUGGGUGUGAUUAUCACUGGGCUGAUCAAUAUAAUCAAUUUGAUCAAAAGAGGCAUAUUCAACGCUGUGACCAUUGUUCAUCAGGCAAGACAUGCUACCUGAUUUUACAGGAGAGAAGGGUCAGGAAUGACAAGUUUUCAUUUCCACUCUACUUGUGCUAUUUGGUAUAUGCACCUCUUUACAUUGCUGGACCUAUCAUUAGCUUUAAUGCAUUUGCCUCACAGUUGGAUUCUCCCCAGAAUAUUUACUUGUCUCGAGAAGUGACUUGGUAUGGAUCCCGUUGGGUUUUUAGCCUUUUCCUAAUGGAAUUGAUGACGCAUCUGUUUUACUACAAUGCCUUUGCCAUUAGUGGGGUGUGGAAACAAUUGUCUCCCAUGGACAUCUUCAUCAUUGGAUAUGGUGUUCUGAAUUUCAUGUGGCUAAAAUUUUUCCUGAUCUGGCGCUAUUUCCGCUUCUGGUCACUGAUUAAUGGCAUUGUGCCUCCUGAGAAUAUGCCAAGGUGUCUAAACAAUUGCUACAACUUGGAAAGUUUUUGGAAAAAUUGGCAUGCUUCGUUCAACAAGUGGCUAGUUAGGUAUGUUUAUAUCCCUCUUGGGGGCUCUCAAAAGAAGGUGCUGAAUGUUUGGGUCAUCUUCACCUUUGUUGCUGUGUGGCAUGAUUUGGAAUGGAAGCUUCUUUCUUGGGCGUGGUUGACAUGUAUAUUUUUUAUACCAGAAAUUUUAGUAAAAUCAGUGGCAAAUACCUCGCAGGUGCAGGGUGCUUUCAGGGAAUUUGUUUUCCGUGAACUUAGUGCUGUUGCUGGUGCAAUAACUAUAACUUGCCUAAUGGUGGCUAAUCUUGUUGGGUUUGUAAUUGGGCCAUCAGGCAUUAAUUGGUUGGUUUCUGGAUUUCUCCAGGAAGAAGGUCUGGUUACACUUGGUGGCUUGUUAAUUACAUUUUAUGUUGGAACAAAGCUUAUGUUUCACAUUGCUGAUGCUAAGCAAAGGAAGGACAGGUAGAUCAUAUGAAGGUGCUGUUAUGAUAAGGAUGCGUGUCCUGUUUUCUUCAGAUUUUGGUGGGUAACAUGAUCAGAAUACACAUUCUAAGCACAAUUUUGUAACUGAAGUUGACUGGAUCCAUUCAAUAAGUAGUUGUUGGAGGAUGCAUAGUCAGGAAACUUGGGUACUGUGAAAAAAUAUUCAUGCAGUGUUUCUACUCAGAAGAAUUUGUAAUCAAUGUGCAAGGGUUGUGAUGUUGAGUUUGAA